Messenger RNA from Dreissena polymorpha, 4705 nucleotides. Its product is annotated as D-3-phosphoglycerate dehydrogenase-like. Gene Ontology annotation, molecular function: phosphoglycerate dehydrogenase activity; NAD binding. Bases 70 to 1677 code for a protein of 535 amino acids. The record is from RefSeq and is a predicted model, not a curated record. The transcript is spliced from 11 exons. Lineage: Eukaryota; Metazoa; Mollusca; Bivalvia; Myida; Dreissenidae. Gene Ontology annotation, biological process: L-serine biosynthetic process.
GUCCUUGACGCACAAAUAUCACGCAAAUGACACGGUCGGUGUAGUGGCUUUCAUUUCGCACAGAUUCGCAUGGUGGUAAACAUGAGUUUUCAGCUAAAAAGCGUGUUCAUAAGCGACGAUGUAGACCCACGAUGUGUAGAAGUUCUUAAAGAAUAUGGUAUAGGUGUUGUCAUCGAUACCAAACUGCAUCUGGAUAAGGAAAAGUUUCUGCAAGAAAUUUCUAAACAUGAUGGUCUUAUUGUGCGGUCGGCAACGAAGGUCACAGCAGCAAUCAUCGAGGCAGGAAAAAAUCUGAAGAUCAUUGGUCGGGCUGGGACAGGAGUGGACAACAUCGACUGUGAUGCUGCCACGGCCAGGGGGAUUAUUGUUAUGAACACCCCUGGAGGAAAUACGCUGAGUGCAGCUGAACACACGUGUGCCCUUAUUUGUUGUCUGUCAAGAGAUAUUCCCAAUGCGGUGGCAACCAUGCGUGCGGGAAAAUGGGAUCGAAAGAAUUUCAUGGGAUCAGAACUAUAUGGAAAAACGUUAGGAAUAAUAGGCCUGGGAAGAAUUGGGAAGGAAGUGGCACUAAGGAUGCAGUCCUUCGGAAUGACGACUAUUGGCUAUGACCCAAUUAUUCCUGGCACUGUGAGUGCAGAGUUUGGCGUAGAGUGGAUGGAAUUAGAACACCUGUGGCCCAGGGUUGACUACAUCACUGUGCACACGCCCUUGAUACCACAAACCACAAACCUGAUCAACGAUGCUGUGUUUGCCAAGUGCAAGGCAAGGGUGCGGGUCGUGAACUGUGCCCGGGGCGGGAUCAUAGACGAAGACGCGCUGUUGAAGGCCCUGGAGUCAGGGCAGUGUGGAGGGGCCGGGCUAGAUGUGUAUAUCAAUGAGCCGCCCACGGACUACAAGCUUGCCCAGCACCCGAAGGUGAUUGCGACCCCUCAUCUAGGGGCCAGCACUGUGGAGGCCCAGAAACGUGUUGCUGUAGAGAUUGCUGAGCAGUUUGUCGACCUAAUGAAAGGGAAAUCAUUGUUUGGGGCGAUCAACGCCCAGGCGAUGAACAACGCCCUCAGCCCAGACACCAGGCCCUGGGUGGAGCUGGGGCGCUGCCUUGGCACACUGCUUGGGAAACUGGGGGUCAACCCCAAACAUGGAGUAAGCUUGCUUGCCUAUGGUCAGGUCUUGAAGAAUGCAGGUCAGUAUCUCAGUGCAGCUGUACUUGCCGGUCUCCUAGGUAACAGCACACACUGUGGUUGUGAGGGCCUGAACUUGAAUCUCGUUAGUGCGCCUGCACUCGCCAAGAAACUUGGCAUACAGGUGCAGGUAUCAAUGCACGAUAUUGCCACGAACUUCCAUGGACCUCUUGUCCUGGUUACCAUUGACAACCAGACUGUGGGAGGCACAGCUUCUGGGGGCCAGCCCCUUUUGGAGAGUAUCAAUGGGACCCAGUUCUCUCCCUUGGCGGCCCUUUCAGGGCAGGUAAUUGUGUUCAAGGCAUCUGCUGACCCUGGGCUCCUGGCCACUAUAGCAGGUCUUAUUGCAGGUAAGGGGGCCCAUAUUCAGGGACUGUCGGUAUCUGGCCACAAGGGAGGCACCCAGUGGGGUGUGGUCAAUCUCCAGACAGCUCCAGAGGUGGGACUUCACGGGAUAUCAGCAGCUGUCCAAUCAGCUUUCAGCAUUAGCUUUUAGUGGACACAUAGUCUUAGAUUUCAGAUUGUUAGUAAUAGGUGAAAUGUGAUGCAGUAGUUAAUAUGUUGGUGCUGUAUUCAAAUGCUUAUGAAAUAUUUGUAUGGUUACGCAUUAAACAAGUUUACAGAUUUUUCUGUAGUACAGUUAAUAAUGUUAAUAUGAAGGCCCUGGAGAUGGCAAUUUCUUUUUCUAUGAUUAUACAUUUUAUCACGAUACUGGGUUUUUAUGGCAUUUAAUUCAAUAAAGUUAAAAAUGUAUGUCUGGUAAAUUGGUUUCUAUUUAUAUUAUUAUAACUGUCUGUGAAUGACCUAGUAGGACUGCUAAGCCUUCAAUUACUUAUAAUACUGGUAUGUGAUACUUAACAUCCCAAACAUUUUAUACAGGAAACAAAUUUGGUACAAAAAUGCUCUACAUUAUAGUAUUGUUAUACUUAAGCAAAUUGGUGUAAAUGUCGAUUUUUCACUGCAAAGGUUUUAAAUUUUACAGCUUUUAAAGGUAGAUAGGGAAUAAAUUGAAAAUUAUUUACAAAUGCUAUACAAGCUGGUUCUGUUAUAUUAAAGAACAUGUUUUCAGACCAGUUUAUAAAAAUAUAUGGAAUCUAUGAACCAUUUAACUUUUUAAAAACUAAGUAAUCAAAGAAAAGAGUUAGAACAAUCCAUUUAUUGGUAGUGUUGUAUUCAAGAAAAAAGAUUGUUUUUUCAGUUUAUUGAUAGUUUAAUUAUUUAAACUGUACCAGAUUGUUCAUUCUUAAAUGUGUACCAGUCAAGGAACAACUUUGGUACUAUAUGUUUGUACAAAUGUUUGGCAUAUUUGGUGCAAUGUUUUAUGGAUUUGAAAUGAUGGGUACUGAGGAUGCAUAUGUUUAGUUACAAUGUUUUUAUUUGUAAGAAAUCAAAUGGUUCUAAGUAUUUGAAGAUAUACUUUAUUUUGAUAAUAAAAUACAGAAUAAAGGCAAACUAUGACUCAUAAUGAGAUUUAAUAGGGUCUUGUCUAUUUAAGGAGCAAUGGAAAUAACUCACAUUGGGCAUCUGAACAAGCUUGCAAUUGUUUGCUGAUAGACGUCAUUGUUUCUGUUUCAAUUUGUGAUGAUUCUCCUGAGAUGAUUCAUAUUCUUUGAUGUAUUCGCACUCAAAGAUUUUUGGUGAAACUAUGGGUAGUUCAGAUAAACGUUUAAGUUCAAUUGUAAUAUUAGUUUGCAUGGUUUCACAUUUAUGUUGCCUAGGACUUUGGUUAACCCUUUGCAUGCUGGGAAAUUUGUCGUCUGCUAAAAUGUUGUCUGCUGAAUUUCUAAAAUUAGCAUUUUCUUUGAUUAUUUUUCAAAGAAUACUAUCAGAAUAGCAAACAGUUUGGAGCCUGAUGAGACGCCACGUUCUGUGCGGUCUCAUCUGGAUCCAAACUGUUUGCAAAGGUCUUUAAAAUUUGGUUCCAGCGCUAAAAGGGUUAAAGUAUUUCAGGUGUCCGAUCAGUUAAAAUUAGGGUUCCAAUCAUAAUGUUGUUUUCCUGUUUAAUUCAAAUAUUAGAUAAUGCUACAAUAUUGAGACUGUAUGAACUAAUCGGAAUAUAAUAAAUGAGUAAUAUUCUUAUAAAAAUACAACAGACUUGUGUAUCCAUGAAAUACUUGAUGAUCUACGCAAUAUAUAUUAUUCUAUUAUUAUUGGCAUUAUUUUGUAGCAUCCAAUAGUUUUUAUGUAAAAAUUCCAUAGUAUUAAGAAGCUUGUUAUAUUCUUAAUUACGCCCGUACAAUAUAUAAGUGCUAUACGGCCAGUCAUAUGAAAACAUGCAAUAUUGUUGAGUUUAUAAAUGUAAAUGUUUUAAUUUGUUCUGCUUGCUUUAUUUAUUCCCCCCAGGUUUUAGUAAAAAUACCAACAUUCCAAAAUUCCAUUCAGGGAACAGAAAAGCAUACAUACAGAAUAUGAUAGAAAGGUAUAUAAUGAUUGUUAUUAAUAUUUUUAUAUAUGAAUACAUGGUAAAUGAUUAAAAAGUUUAUUUUUUGGUCUUUGUAAAUUAUACUUAUUAGAAACAAAAUCAGUUUUUAUCCUGAUUUUUUCACAGUAUGUUUGCAUGUAGUUUGCCAAAUGAUGAAUUAAACAUCGGGAUUAUUAUUGAAAUUAUUAAAGACAAUUUAUAGAAUAGUUUAUAUGAUGUUGUUUUUGUUGAAGUAUAUGUAUUUAUGUUAUCAUAAAGCUAUACUUAUUAAAAAUGUAAAUUGAUUGAAGGGUGGAAAACAUUAUUUUAUUUGUUUAAAACAUUUCUUGAACAAAAUGUAAUUAAACUUUUGUUUAUUUUCGUUUAAUUGUUUCAUGUUCUUGAUAAACAUUUACAUAUCGCACAUGACAAUAGACCAAGCAGUGUCCAGGUUGGGGCUCAAACAAUAGAGUUAUCGGCCCUUGUUCUUAAAAAAAAGCAGCAAAUGUGAACCAUCUUCUGUGCAGGCGUUUAUAUAGUUCCUAUCAAUUAAGUUCAGCCAGAUAGGUGUCUGAUGUGGGUCCUUCGUUGAUGAUGACAUUGAGCUGUCAGAACUUUUUAACAGGUCAAAGGUCUAUGUCACAAGGGCUGGUAAAUCGUCAUUCAACGUAGUGCCUAUCAAUUAAGUUCAGCCAGAUAGGUGUCUGAUGUGGGUCAUUUUGUUGAUGAUGACAUUGAGCUGUCAGAACUUUUCAACAGGUCAAAGGUCUAUGUCACAGGGGCUGGUAAAUCGUCAUUUUAUGUACCAUAGAUACCCACAGAAACGUCCUUUUAGGUAUUAAUUGCGAUAAAACACUAGCUGUACAUGACUGUAUGCCGUCUUUCAUUGGACAGAGCAUGGUUCUGGACACUGUAAAUAUGCCCAGCAUUUCAUCAUGAUUUGUAUGGUGUUACUAGAAAUGAUUGUUCAAAGCCCUCUCAUUACACAUUUUAGUGCCUAGGUCUACAUGUGGGAGAAUAUUACCAUAUAAGUUAUUAUUAGUUGUUGAAUGGCAAGGGGAGCGGACGUGUUUUAGGCAUUCAUUUUUGUUCUUGGUGAAAAUUAAAAGUUUUGUCCAACAAG